UCUCUCAGCUCCUGCCAAACAAAACAUGAAUCUGCUAAAUCUUGUUAAACUUUAAAUUAAAAAUUAGAACUUGUAGGUGAGACGUAGUUGUUGGUCAUAGAAGGUAGAGAUUCUUAUGUUUUGGUCUCUCCAAAUGUCAUGUCGGAUCGUUUUGUCGCUGGUUUAACGGUUUAACGGUUUAUAAACGGUUGAAGAAGGGCAACAGGGAGUCAAGUGAUGAUGGAGGCAGACUCUCUUGAGGAUCAGCUUCUCCACUAUGCUAAAAAGGGCAGCUGUUCUCAUAUUCGGACACUCCUUCAAUUAAGAACGGACGAAAACAGCUCUCUCAACCUUAACUGCAGGUCUAAAACUAAAGCUAGUGCAGGAUGGACUGCCCUCCAUCUGGCCUGUUACUUUGGUCACAGGGAUGUUGUGGAGGAGUUACUUAAGGCAGGUGCUGAUGCUAAUUUACAAAACAACAUGGGUGACACACCCCUGCACAAGGCAGCCUACACUGGGAGAAAGGAAAUUGUCCUGUUGCUCCUACGGUAUGAUGCCUGUUCCAACAUAAUCAAUGGAACAGCUCAGAUCCCGAAAGAUGUCACUCAGGAUGAUGAAAUCAUUACAAUGCUGGAGGCUGCAGAAAGAAGGGAGACAAGACGACGGGAGGAGAAGCUUCUGGAAGCAGCCAGAGAGGGGGACAUCUCCACUGUGUCCAAACUGCUCAGUGGACAAGAAGCUCCAGACAUUCACUGCAAAGACUUGGUGGGGAACACGCCAUUACACUGUGCAGCCUACAGAGGGCAGAAGCAGUGCAUUAUAAAGCUUCUCAAAUCUGGAGCCUGCCCCAGUAUAAAAAACAACAAUGAACAGACACCAUUAGACCUGGUCCGUACUGAUGAACUGAGGUUGAUUAUUUCCUCCUAUCAAGAUAAGGAUGUGAGCACUGGGGUGAAGAAGAUGGAAGGCCCUCUUUGGAAGAGCUCACGUUUUCUGGGAUGGCGAUCCCACUGGGUGGUAAUUGAGGAAGGAACCCUCUCCUGGUACCACAGACAGGCUGAUGCACAGGGUCGGGUUAGAAAACAGGGCUGCAAAUCUCUUACACAGUCCUACUGCAUGGUCAAACCAUGGGAUCACUGCUUUUUUAUGCUCAAGUGCUUUGAUGACACUCUUCAUUAUUUCAAAGUCCCCUCAAAGACAGAUUCAAUGGCAACAAGAAAAAGAUGGCUGGAUGCUUUUGAGGCACAUUCGUCCUACAGCACUCGCAACUUCACCCAUGAACCAAUAAUCGCUGAUGAAGCUGGAGACUCAGUGGAGAAUCUGUCACAAGCACUUCAGACAGCUAACGCUCUCCAGCAGAAAUUGGAGGGUGAAGUGUCAAUAUUUCUGUCCAUGGUGAAGAACGAGGAGAACUAUGAACUGGCUGCACCUCUUUUACUGAAAGCCAAAGAGACCAGUGAGCUCUCCAGUGACACCUGUGCUGCUCUCCAUCAGUGCCUUGGGUUGCUCUCAAAGCAAGAGGAGGUGUGGAGCCUGAAGUUGGAGCAGGAGGAGGAGAAGAAUAAAGCGCUCACUGAGGCUCUGCAGACGGUGGCAACUGAGCACCACGAACUCCAGCAAUCCCUGUGUAAAAGCAGGACGUUGUCCACUCUCAGUACCCUCACUGAUGAUGACUUCUAUGACGCUGUCUCAGAGUCGGGUUCGGAGCUCUCUGUGAGCGGCUUCCUGUCUGUGGCCAGUCACUCCUUUGAAGAGGACGAGGGGAGAGACACCCCCCUUCUCAGCAGCCUCCGCCACCAUCCCAGCACGCUCGGGGGGCCUUCCGGAAUGUCAGGGGAGGGUAACCAUGACAACCAAUCAGCCCAGUGCAACGGAGUGGAGAAGCACAGAACAUGUCUGCCAGCUCCCAUGUUCUCCAGGAAUGAGGUUAGCAUCUGGAGUAUCCUGAAAAAAUGCAUUGGCAUGGAGUUAUCAAAGAUUGCCAUGCCUGUGAUUUUCAAUGAGCCUCUGAGUUUCCUGCAGCGGUUAACAGAAUACAUGGAGCACACCUACCUCAUCCACCAGGCCAAUGCUACAACAGACUCUGUUGAGAGGAUGAAGUGUGUUGCAGCAUUUGCUGUGUCAGCUGUAGCAUCACAAUGGGAGAGGACUGGAAAACCCUUCAACCCAUUACUGGGGGAGACUUAUGAGCUCAUAAGGGAAGAUUUGGGCUUUAGGUGGGUUUCAGAGCAAGUAAGCCACCACCCUCCAGUCAGUGCCUUUCAUGCUGAGGGCCUGAAGGAGGAUUUCGUCUUCCAUGGCUCAAUCUACCCCAAACUCAAAUUCUGGGGAAAGAGCAUAGAAGCUGAGCCUAAAGGAGUGAUCACACUGGAGCUGCCGAAAUAUAAUGAGGCCUACACCUGGACAAACCCCACCUGUUGUGUACACAAUAUCAUCGUGGGACAGCUCUGGAUCGAGCAGUACGGCAGCGUGGAAGUGAUCAAUCACAAGACUGGAGAGAGAUGCAGCAUGACUUUCAAACCCUGUGGCCUCUUUGGAAAAGAGCUCCAUAAAGUGGAGGGAUACAUCUUAGAUAAAAGCAAAAAGAAACUCUGUGCAAUAUACGGCAAAUGGACCGAGUGUCUUUACACAGUAGACCCUGCUACCUUUGAGGCCCACAAAAAGACUGACAAAAAGAAUUCAGACGACAAAAAAGGCAAUAAACAGAGCAGCGUGGAUGAGGAGCCUGAGGAGAUGCCUCCACCAGACGCAGAGACAGUCCAGGUCAUCCCUGGGAGCGAGCUCAUCUGGAAGAUAACACCUCGACCAGAAAACUCAGCCAAGUUCUAUGCAUUUUCUGCAUUUGCGAUGCACCUAAAUGAGCUGGAGAAGAGCAUGGAGGGAGUUAUUCCCUCAACAGAUAGUCGUCUCCGACCUGACAUCCGAUCCAUGGAGAAUGGAGAUAUAGACUUGGCGAGUGUAGAGAAGAAGAGACUUGAGGAGAAGCAAAGAAUGGCUCGGAAAAAUCGCACUAAAUCAACAGAGGAGUGGAAAACAAGGUGGUUUCAGCAGGGGCCCAACCCUCACAACAAAGCUCAGGACUGGCUCUACUUGAAAGGCUACUGGGACAGGAACUACACCCUGAUGCCUGACAUCUACUAAUAAGUAGAACUACAAUCUAACACCAAGGACAUGGAUGUCUACUUUCACAACCUUUCCACUUCAUUUUCUGUACUCUUGUUUGUGCUAGAGCCUCCUAUCACAAGCAACAAUGUCAAGAAGUACAGAACAGAGGGUAAGGUUGUCAUAACAUGCUUAAAAAUGAAACAAAGAAACCCAGAGGCAUAUAGCAGAUAUGUGUGAACAAUAAAGCACAAAACCUCUCUGGCCCUUAAUCACUUAAAUAUGUUAUAGGCAUGAAAUAGAAUGUAUUUUAGAAAUACUAAUAUUUAUGUUAGCUAGCUAGAGUGAUGAAAAAGCAACUUUGGUAUUUUGUUGUUGGUAGUUUGUCCAUGGUUCCUGCUGGUCAUGACACAUUUUACAAACAGUGCAGAUGUACGAGAUAAAAUCACUAACAGUUACAGUUUUAUAAAACUUUGAUUCUACUUGUUCAUACAUCUUAUAAUUCACUGAUAAGUAUUAGAAGAAAGGUUCACCUGUUAGCAAUUGAUCAUAAAUCUAGCAAUAUUUCUGCAAAGAUGAACUCAUGUAAAAUGUGACAUCCAGGGAAAAUCAUGGGCCGUACAACAAUAGGACUAACCUAACUAAAAACUUUAAAGACUUUAAAAGACCUUAAUUAUGAACUGUAUAGUUGUGAAUAGAGAUGAACAGUGUUGCACAUAACAUCUACCUGACUGUAGAUAAAGUAGCACUUUUUCUAACUAUACUCAAAUAGAGAAACAGGCUUUGUACUUACUGAGUUGUGUGUGUGUGCGUGUGUGUGUGUGUGUGUGUAAAGGUCUUGCAUUUGGUAAGUGUAGUUACUAAUAUUCCUGGAGUUAUUGGUCUAGCUUUCAGAAUAAAGCAUGUCUAUCACUGUAACUAUGCAAGCCUUACCUCUUUUACAAUCAAGCACUGAAGAUUCCUUUACUGUAGUAAUAAACAACUGGUAGUUUUCGUCUCUUAUUAAACUUUUAGGUAUAAAAACCAAAUUUCUAUUGUUGCUAAAUAAAAGCUUAAUGUUCA
Messenger RNA from Cheilinus undulatus (humphead wrasse), 4143 nucleotides. RefSeq names its product oxysterol-binding protein-related protein 1-like. The record is from RefSeq and is a predicted model, not a curated record. The transcript is spliced from 28 exons. The coding region runs from base 217 to 3120 and encodes 967 amino acids. NCBI's taxonomy places the organism in Eukaryota, Metazoa, Chordata, Actinopteri, Labriformes, Labridae. Gene Ontology annotation, cellular component: cytosol; intracellular membrane-bounded organelle; membrane. Gene Ontology annotation, molecular function: cholesterol binding; protein binding.